AUGGCAUAUCUGCUGGAGAAGGCAAAUGGAUCCCGUUGUGUUCUCGAGGCUGUUAAGGUUGAGCCGUUCACACAGAAGCAGUUUGCAGACAUGAUAAAAGAGGCGCACUCAAGGACCCAGGACUACUAUCUUGCGAGGGUUCAGUGCAAGAGCAGCUCCGAGGAUGGGAAGAACAUAUACUACUGCUACGAUGCCCGGCAGCUCUGUAAAUACAUAUUCGAGAUGGUCAUUUCCACAGAGGGCAGGAAGAUAAGAAUCAAGAACUUCAAGGACCCAAUCAACCAAGAGCAGAUCCACGAAAUCAGCUUUUUCAAGCUGAGAUACGACUCAGACACACCCUUGAGGGCAGAGUAUGUCGGGAACCAGGCAAACUUCCUUGAAAACAACUGCUUCCGGAGCAAGAUAUUUUACCAGGAAAAUGCACUGGAUGCCCUGUCUGUGAAUUUCCAGUUCGGCCCUCAGAAGAAAAGAAUACCAAUCAUCAACAAAAGGAAGAUAUUCACUGUGUUCGUGAUGGUCGUCGUCAUCUUGGUCAUAGGAACACUGGUCGCCAUGAUAGCAGAGAAGGAGUCCUCAAGACCCCCUUCUCCGUUCAAGCUCCCUAUAGGCAAAGGGAAAAGUAUUUAA
This is a messenger RNA of Encephalitozoon cuniculi GB-M1, 627 nucleotides long. RefSeq lists its product as uncharacterized. Bases 1 to 627 code for a protein of 208 amino acids. Lineage: Eukaryota; Fungi; Microsporidia; Unikaryonidae. The record is from RefSeq and is marked provisional. The transcript has a single exon.